CCAUACUCCAAUUGGCUGUGCUGCAUUUCCAAUUGUUAUUAAAUCAUCAUCAAGAAUAGGGAAGCCGACAGACAACAAAUCAUGGUACAAACGAAGAAGUUUCGUGGUGUCAGACAACGCCAUUGGGGCUCUUGGGUGUCAGAGAUUCGCCACCCGCUUCUGAAGCGGAGGGUGUGGCUGGGGACGUUCGAGACGGCGGAGGAGGCGGCGAGGGCUUACGACGAGGCGGCGAUUCUGAUGAGCGGCCGCAACGCGAAGACCAAUUUUCCCGUUCCGGCCGCUCAUCAAGACGGCGCGGCGGGAAACGAGAUUUCCGCGGCCGCGCCGUCUAAUUUUCCGAGCAGCUCGCGCUCGGCUUCCCUGUCGUCGAUCCUGAGCGCGAAGCUUCGGAAAUGCUGCAAAUCGCCGUCGCCGUCGCUGACGUGCCUGAGGCUCGACACGGAGAAUUCCCACAUUGGGGUUUGGCAGAAGCGGGCCGGGUCGAACUCGAGCUGGGUCAUGACGGUGGAGCUCGGGAAGAAGAGCACCGCCGAUUUGCAAGAUCCGGCGGCGGAGGAGGGGGGGAAGGCGGCGGAUGGGAUUAAUGAGGAGGAGAGGAUGGCGUUGCAGAUGAUUGAGGAGCUUCUCAACAGGAAUUGAUUCAUCAAACAGUAUGCAUGCAGAUUCAUUCCAAAUUCGUAUGGAUCUUUUUAUUGAUUUUUAUUGUGAUUUUGUGAUUUUACACUAUAAAUAUUUCAACAAUAUAAUUGGUGUGGGAAUUUGGUGAUUGGUAAGGAAAAAAAGGCCCAAUUUGCUUUGAUUUGUGAAGGUGGGAUAUAAUAUACUACUACUACUACUACUACUAUAUAUGUUAUGUAGAUUGAUUCCAUUGGGUGUUUUUAGUUAGGCUUGAGAUAUAGUAUAAUUAACGUCUUGUCUUGUCUAUAUGAAAUUGUGUUUCUGAUUUGUACACAUUUGAUAUUGAUAAUAUUAUUAUUUGAGCUA
This is a messenger RNA of Salvia hispanica, 984 nucleotides long. RefSeq names its product Integrase-type DNA-binding superfamily protein (gene SHN1). Gene Ontology annotation, molecular function: DNA-binding transcription factor activity; DNA binding. The record is from RefSeq and is a predicted model, not a curated record. Gene Ontology annotation, biological process: regulation of DNA-templated transcription. Lineage: Eukaryota; Viridiplantae; Streptophyta; Magnoliopsida; Lamiales; Lamiaceae.